Molecule: messenger RNA, 2121 nt
Organism: Asterias rubens (European starfish)
Lineage: Eukaryota; Metazoa; Echinodermata; Asteroidea; Forcipulatida; Asteriidae
Exons: 6
Coding region: 16-1128 (370 amino acids)
Source: RefSeq, a predicted model, not a curated record
GGUAAAACUGUUUUCAUGGUUGUGUCCUUUCUCAUUUGCUGUGAUCCUCAUUUACAAAAAUGUCGAACAGAGAUCAAAGAAACUUGUCUUUUGUUCUUGAAUCUUGCCUAUAUAGCUACAACGUAUGACAUAUCCAAUAGCGUUCAGGAUAGAACUGAUUGGUUUUAUCAUCGAGUCCAAUGGAGUGACAUGAAUAAUGAUGGUCGAAUUGAUGCACUGACAGCAAGGUCGUACCUCACUGAUGACGGGGAAGCUGUAGCCGAGAUGCUUUGGUUUGAGCAUCCACGCUUCGGUAACCCACUCAGUCGAGUCUGGACACCGCACGUUCUCUUCUCUGGCACGGACUUCUUCUUCAGGUUUGAGAAGAUGGAGAUACCGGGAGGCAGGGAGCUUGAGGUCAUCAUCAGUGCACAAUACUUUGCUGAGAAGCUCGUCUUGUCUUGGGUAGAAGACCCUUCGUCCAGCUGGUCCGACCCUUCCAAGAUUAAACACCGAGUCAUUGAAGAAAUCGUUGAUGAGCGUUAUUUUGAUAUCGAGGUGAUUAGAGAUAGUAUUUUUUACAAUCGAAACCAUAAUCGUCAUCAAUUCUUUUCAAGUAGCAUUUAUAUAACAUCUUCCGUUGCGAAAAGAUUACUGGAGAAAUUACUUGUUGACCUAAAUGCAGAUGGACAAUUAGAUUUGCUGGUAUCUGUAAAUAGUAUAAUGUGCUUAUUUUUUUCUCGCAGUGACAAAAAUGGCAAGCUUGUAGCAUAUGAAAUCCCACAAGAUUUCCGCACGGGUGCAUGGAAACGUCACGUGAUCGCAGAGGGCUUCAUACCGAGUAAUAUCAUCAUAACGGAAGGGAACGGCUCGCCGGGGAUUCCCCGCGCUUUCUAUCCAGAACCACGUGGCGAUAGAUACAAGCCCAUGAUUCUCCUUACUGGAGACGACGACAGCAAUGUCUACCUGUUUGAGAGCACCUCCGACAACAAUCCUUCUGUGUGGACCUACACCAUGACGUCUAUAUUCUACGCUCAAGGAACCAUAGGAGGACCAGUCGUCAAAGACAUUGAUGGGGAUGGGUAUGCAGAGCUCUUCAUUCCUGCCUACUCUGAGGGAACGCUCAAUGUUUAUACCUUCAAACCAUAGCCUCAGAGUACUACAGUUUUUUAUCCAAACCUGCUAAAUAUGCUUCUUCAAUUCAAGUCCAGAUUCAGUGAUGCAUGCGGUCGAAGAAAGGUUGAAAUUGAACCCAAAGCUAUUAACCCUAUGAACUCCAAUCCAAAGCUCUGCUACCACAAUUUUUGAAUCCGGUUUUAGUUUGAAAUGCAAUCGAGGAAAGGUGGCGAUUAAACCCAAACCUUAACCCUGACUCCAAGCCCAAUGUUAACCCUGCUAUUAGAAUUCUAGUCCAGUUUUACUGUUACAAGCAUUCAAGGAAAGAAUGAACCAAAGUGUAUUAGGGUGUAAUAUUUUCUACCUAAUUGUCAGAAGACAAAAAAUAGGGGUUUGAAUAUAAUAUAAUUAAUAAUAAAGUAUAAGACAAAUACCUAUGAUAUAUUAUCAUGCAUCAUUAAAAAAUAAAACCCCAAGUGACACACUAAUGAACUAACUUUGAUGCCAUAAUUUAAUCCCUAGUUUUGAAACUUGAUCGCCUGUAUAAUGUCAACCUCUUCCUCAAUGAAACAAACAAAUGGCCAAUGUGAAAAUUCAAAUAAAUAAAUUCAGUUGGAAAGAAUUUAAGUAUUUAAAUUAUAUCUAAUAUGACUCACCAGGGACCAAAAAUGAGCAGGAUACCAGUUACAAAUUGUUCAUGUCACAUUGUAUUUUGCUCGUCAACCUUAUUCUCGUUAGCAUAAUUUCAUUUCACUUUUAUAGCUUAUUUUUGUGAAAUUGGGCCCCUGGUAUAACAUUUUUUUGUUUUAGCCUUAAUGGCUUUGUCUUUUGAUGUAGGAGUCCCAAAACAAUUUAGGCUUCUGGGCGAUCCCAAGACUAAUCCACGAACGAAGUUUGGAGUUGAUAUUCUAAAUCUCUCUUAAUUUAUCGCUCGGAUAAUGCUUGCACGCACAAUUACUAGUGCUGGGCGAAUAGUGAAAUUUUGGUAUUCGGUUACCGCUGGCCAACUAUCCGAAAUUAACUGGA